AUGAAUCUUAUACAGAAUCAAGUCAACAAGCAAGCAAAGGAUCAAGAUCAUUAUUUAAUUCUUCGAACCACACUAGAAUUAAUAUUUGUUAAUUUGAGUUUAGAAAACUUUAAUUUGGAUAAUAAUUUUUCUAGUAGAAGUAAUAGAAUACGCCCUGAUGGUAAAUUUCUAUGUAAGGACAUAGUUCACCAAUUUGGAAUGGAAGUAGAUGUACUUGAAGUCAGUAAAUCUAAUUCAUCACUUAAUAAGAAAGAAAGGGAUCGAAUAAAGCUUAUAUUAGCAAUGUUAAUGUUUGGAGCCUAUUUACAUUAUAAUUUUGACAGUCAAUAUAUGACAAAUUCUAUCCAAACAUUAAUUGAAGAAAUCGGAUUUAUUACUUUAUAA
This is a messenger RNA of Racocetra persica, 384 nucleotides long. NCBI's taxonomy places the organism in Eukaryota, Fungi, Glomeromycota, Glomeromycetes, Diversisporales, Gigasporaceae. The record is from the annotation of a GenBank genome assembly.